AUGGCGCGGGCGGGCGCGGGGCCGCCGCGGGAGCUGUCCCUGGAGGAGGUGCUGAAGUGCUACGAGCAGCCGCUGAACGAGGAGCAGGCCUGGGCACUCUGCUUCCAGGGCUGCCGCGCCGCCGCCGCCGCCCCCGUCGCCCCCGCGCCGCUCCGCACCGCCGACAUCCGCCUCCGCGCCGACGGCUCCCUCCGCCUGCCCGCCCCGCCGCACGACCUGCCCGCGCUGCUGACGCCCUCCGCCGAAGCCCAGAUGGUGCAGUCGCUGGGCUUUGCCGUGUACCGGGCGCUGGACUGGGGACUGGACGAGAACGAGGAGCGGGAGCUGAGCCCGCGCCUGGAGCAGCUCAUCGACCUGAUGACCAACAGCGACUCCGAGGACAGCGGCUGCGCCACGGCCGACGAGGGCUAUGGGGGGCAGGAUGAGGAGGAGGAGGGGGGCGAGGGGCCGCCUCGCUCCGUGCGCACCUUCGGGCAGGCCAUGCGCUGCUGUGCCGCCCGCCUGGCCGAUCCCGCCGGCGCCCCCGCGCAUUACCAGGCUGUCUGCCGUGCCCUCUUCGCAGAGACCGUGGAGCUCAUGGCCUUCCUCGCCAAGAUCCGCGAUGCCAAGGAGCUACUGCAGAAGCUGAAGGAGGAUGAGGAAGAGGAGGAGCGGCCGGCGGCGGAGCUGGGCAACCUGCGCAACACAGACUGGGCCCGGCUGUGGGUGCAGCUGAUGCGGGAGCUGCGGCACGGUGUGAAGCUGAAGAAGGUACAGGAGAAGCAGUUCAACCCUCUGCCCACCGAAUACCAGCUCACGCCCUUCGAGAUGCUCAUGCAGGACAUCCGUGCCCGCAACUACAAACUCCGCAAGGUCAUGGUGGAUGGAGACAUCCCCCCCCGGGUGAAGAAAGAUGCCCAUGAGCUCAUACUUGACUUCAUCCGCUCCCGGCCCCCCCUGAAGCAGGCAUCAGAGCGGCGGCUGCGGCCGCUGCCCCAGAAGCAGAGGACACUUCAUGAGAAGAUCCUGGAGGAGAUCAGGCAGGAGCGGAAGCUCCGGCCCGUGGAGCAGAAAGGAUACAGCUCCUUGCCCUGCAUCCCCCACGCCUGUGCCGGCCGCCUGAGUUCGAGCUCCUGCCUCGAGCUGUCCCGGUGCCCUGCCAGCGCCAUGCCUGCGCGCCCACGGCCACGUGUCCUGCUCAAAGCACCCACCCUGGCCGAAAUGGAGGAGAUGAACCUCUCCGAGGAUGAGGACUCUCCAGCCACAGAGGUGCCACUGAAGCGGGAUCGCUCCUUCUCAGAGCAGGACCUGGCGCAGCUGCAGAGCCAGCUGGGGGGUGACCAGGCUGUGCCCCAGGACCCAGAACCGCUGCAGCCCGAGCCCCGACCCCGCUCAGGCUCUGUCCCCGCCAGCUGCCACCCGCUGCCAGAUGGCCCAGCACUGCCCCGGGCUGCCCUCGGCGCUGUGGAGGAGAGGCCAGAGGAUGGAUCCAGCGCUGCCCCUGCCAGCAGUUCCAAGCACCUCUGGCUGGAGUUCAGCCACCCUGUGGAGAGCCUGGCUCUGACCGUGGAGGAGAUGAUCAACGUGCGCAGGGUGCUGGUCAAGGCUGAGAUGGAGAAGUUCCUGCAGAGCAAGGAGCUGUACAGCAGCCUGCGGAGGGGGAAGGUCUGCUGCUGCUGCAGGGCCAAGUUUCCUCUCUUCUCCUGGCCCACGUCGUGUUUCUUCUGCAAGCGGUCUGUCUGUAGCUCCUGCAGUCUAAAGAUGAAGAUGCCUUCCAAGAAGCUGGCUCACAUCCCCGUUUACGCGCUGGGCUUCGAGAGUCUGCCAGGCUCGCUGCUGUCCAAGGCCCCGCCACUGCGCCGGAGAGAACCCUUCCACUCGCUCUCGGGGCCGUGCUGGCGCCGGGUGGAGGAGGAAUUCCCGCACAUCUACGCCCAGGGCUCGGUCUUGCGCGACGUCUGCUCCGACUGCGCCGGCUUCGUCACCGACGUGGUCAGCUCCAGCCGCCGCAGCGUGGCCGUCCUCAACGCCAGCGCCGCGUCCCGGCGCCACGCCAAGGCUCGCUCCCUCUACAGCGACGCGUGGCUCAAGUGAAGGGCCGGGAGCCCCGGUGAUGGUCGCCACGGGGGUGCCGGUCACCCCGGCACAGCCCCCCGAUGUACAUAUAUACAUAGGAUGGAUACACACAGCUUCUAUAUUUAUAUACAUUAUGGACCAGGGGUCAAAAGGACCCGUUCCUGCUGUC
Molecule: messenger RNA, 2224 nt
Organism: Sturnus vulgaris (Common starling)
Lineage: Eukaryota; Metazoa; Chordata; Aves; Passeriformes; Sturnidae
Gene: SPIRE2
Product: spire type actin nucleation factor 2
Biological process (GO): cleavage furrow formation; actin nucleation; actin filament polymerization
Cellular component (GO): cell cortex; cytoplasmic vesicle membrane
Molecular function (GO): actin binding; microtubule binding
Source: RefSeq, a predicted model, not a curated record